Myxocyprinus asiaticus (Chinese sucker) is the source of this 1189-nucleotide messenger RNA. RefSeq names its product mitochondrial ribosomal protein L18 (gene mrpl18). Gene Ontology annotation, molecular function: structural constituent of ribosome; 5S rRNA binding. Lineage: Eukaryota; Metazoa; Chordata; Actinopteri; Cypriniformes; Catostomidae. The transcript has 4 exons. Gene Ontology annotation, biological process: translation. The record is from RefSeq and is a predicted model, not a curated record. The coding region runs from base 152 to 721 and encodes 189 amino acids. Gene Ontology annotation, cellular component: ribosome; mitochondrion.
CUUUUCAUGUAACAAAACCAUCAACAUGGCUGCGCGCUGGAGAGCGAUCAAACGUUUCGAAUAAUUGACCAAACGGGAUGAAAUUUCCAUAUUCCAAGAAAUAACAACUAAAAUUUGUCACCAGACUCUGAGGCAUUUUUACAGCUGUCGAAUGGCUUUGUUCAGUGAUGUUUGCCGUAGUGUUCGCGCGCUGUUAAGUCAAUGUCAGAGAUCAACAGCAGCAGCAGCGUGGAUUCAUUGCCAGUCAUCAGCUCGGAAAUACAGUCAGACAGCGCCAGAGCCCGUGGUUAGUGAUAAUGAAGCCAUCAAUAAAACAUUUGUCAACCGAAACCCAAGGAACUUGGAACAGAUGGCCCUCGCAGUAAAGGAUCGAGGCUGGGGCACGGUGUGGCCUUCUAGACAGUAUUAUCACAGGUUGGUGUUCAGGCGCUCGCAGCACCAUGUCACAGCUGAGGUGUUCUCAAAUGACUCGAUUGUACCCAUACUCUCUUGCUCCACGAAGGAGUGGGCUCUGAAGCAGGAACUGGGCUCCACACGAUCCGUAGCAGCCUGCCGUGCCGUAGGUGAGGUGCUUGCUCAGCGGUGUCGAGAAGCAGGCAUUACACGAGUUGUUUAUCGAGAGGUACCGUGGAAGUUUCGCUCCGAGGCGAAUCAGACAUUCUGGACAGCCGUGAAAGAGGGUGGUGUUGCACUUAGUGAACCGAGGCGAAAAUUCAUUUAAGUUUCAUGUUGUUUUAUUUCUGUCUUAAAAUGUGACAUUUGUCUGUCUGUAAAUAUAACUAUGUUCUCACCUUCAAACCGUGUGGUCAUUACAGAUUGGUUCCCAGCGCAGAAGAUAUUACAUUUCUACACAUUUUAACUUUGUAUUGUUUAUAUAUAGAGAGAGAGAGAGAGAGAGAGCUCUACUGCUCUCAGCUGGAAAAAAUAAUUAUAUAUAUAGAGAGAGAGAGAUAGACAGAGAGCUCUACUGCUUUCAGCUGGAAAAAAUAAUUAUAGAUAUAGAUAGAUAUAUAGAUAGAUAUAUAGAGAGAGAUAGAUAUAUAGAUAUAUACAUAGAUAGAUAGAGAGAGAGAGGAUUUAAUUCGAUUAUUGCUUUCUGAUGAUGCAAUAUUUGCCCUGUUCAUUUGGCAAAACAACUAAUAAUAUACCUGUAAAACACCAGUUCUUUUACAGUGGCAUUAUUAGUUAU